CGGGCUGGUAGAAAUCUCGCACGAAUGCUUAUCGGAAGGUGUGGAAAGUAGAUGCUGCCAGUAAAACGUUCCUCCAAACAGUGCAUCCAAACGGUCAAGCGAAGCAAAACCGUCGGUGACCUUUGUGGUGGUAAUCGGUGCGGGAACCUUUUUUCCUGCGCUCAGCGCAAGGAAUAAAACAGCUGACAACUACACCAGAACUGGGCAGGACAUCCGCAGGGAUGUUAGUCGCAAGCAAAACGAACCUCUGUAGGAUGUAAAUGUUGCUUCCCAAUUAAGUGCCUUUGUGCGGUGUGGUUCCUGUGAAGAAGAUAUUUGCUGGCAAGUGUUGCAGAUUUUGCGUGGAAAAGUGGAAAAGGACGAAAUUCUGCAAGUACAUUCAGCCAUUUGUUUGCGUUGUGCAUGAAUACGCAACUCGUCUCGUAGAUUCUUGGGGUUUUGAGGCAAACCCACCAAAUUGGUAAAAAUGCGGCCCGUCUUUCUGGCAGCACUGCUCGUGGUUUGGUGCAUCGCGGUGUCCACCUUUGCCGACGCGGCCGAGCAGCGCAAUUUCGAACCGAGCAGUGAUCCGGCCCUGUUUGCGCUGGACCGUGGUGCCGGUAACGAUGGUCACCUGUACACCUUCGACAAUCUGUCCGUCGCGCAGGAUCCGCGCGCGUACCGGCCGGACGUUGGGGCGCUCGACUUCGUGUACCACAACCACGACGAGAUGACGCGUUAUCUGCGUUCGACCACCGCGCGCUAUCCGAACCUGACGGCACUGUACUCGAUUGGCAAGUCGGCGCAGGGGCGCGAACUGUGGGUGCUGGUUGUGUCGGCCUCACCGUAUGAGCACAUGCUCGGCAAACCGGACGUCAAGUACAUCGGUAAUAUACACGGCAAUGAGGCGGUUGGGCGGGAGCUGCUGCUCCAUCUGAUCCAGUACCUCGUGUCGAGCUAUGGGUCCGAUCCGUACAUCAAGUGGCUGCUGGACAAUACGCGCAUCCACAUUCUGCCCUCGCUCAACCCGGACGGGUAUGCCGCAUCGAAGGAGGGCACAUGCGACGGCGGCCAGGGUCGGUACAAUUCCCGUGGGUUCGACCUCAACCGUAACUUCCCGGACUACUUCAAGCAGAACAACAAGCGAUCGCAGCCGGAAACGGAGGCGGUAAAGGAUUGGAUCUCGAAGAUACAGUUCGUGCUGAGUGGUUCGCUGCACGGUGGAGCGCUCGUCGUGAGCUACCCAUAUGACAACACACCGAAUGCCAAAAUCUGUCGAUCUUCGUCUACAUGCGCCGUCUUCCACAGCUACCAGUCGCAACCGUCGUUGACACCGGACGACGACGUGUUCAAGCACCUGUCGCUGACGUACGCGAACAAUCACGGCAAGAUGUCGCGCGGUGUCGCCUGCAAAACUGCAUCACCCUCGUUCGAGAACGGUAUCACUAAUGGGGCCGCCUGGUACCCGCUCACCGGUGGCAUGCAGGACUUCAACUACGUCUGGCACGGCUGCAUGGAGGUAACGCUCGAGGUGUCCUGUUGCAAGUUUCCGCCUGCGUACGAGCUGCGCAAAUACUGGGACGACAAUCAGAUGUCGCUGAUCAAGUUCUUGGCCGAGGCGCACCGGGGCGUGCAGGGUUUCAUCAUGGACCCGACCGGCAAUCCGGUCGAGCGGGCCCAGCUCAAGAUUAAGGGACGUGACAUCGGCUUCACUACCACCAAGUACGGUGAGUUCUGGCGCAUUAUGCUGCCGGGUGUGUACAAGCUGGAGGUGUACGCAGAUGGAUUCGUACCGAAGGAUGUCGACUUCAUGAUUGUGGAGCAGCAUCCGACGCUGCUGAACGUGACGCUACAGCCGUCAAAGCGUACAACGCACACGCUUGCAAAGCAACACGCAUCCACUAACAAACGGCCAAGGAUGAAUAGCGCUCGUACAAAGGUGGUAACGUCCACCACCGCUGCUACCGCUUCAUCCUCUACUACUGCUUCUACCACUACUAACACUAAUUCUAUUACUACCACUUCUACUGCUGCCACUACUACUGGCUCUUUCUCUUCCACCGUAAAGGAUGCAGAAUACAGCGCCUCGUACGACCGUGCGAUAACCUCCACCACGUCCAUUGCCAACAGUGCGUACGGGCCGAAUACCGCUAACCGUGAUCGGCUCAUUUUUACCUCCUGAGCCACCUGAGCCGGAAGCUUCGUCCCUUUUAUGCGAGAGAAACGAUCACAGUGGACACAGUGGAUGCAGGCGGUUUUGUACAUAGAUAAGCGGGGGAAUAUGGGGAAGGUCUGAACAAAAACAUUACCUGCAAUUAUAAUCUAGGUUAGUUGGGUACAGAGGUAGUACAACGGUGUACGGCUCACCAUUCCGUUUCCAGCGCGUCGCCAUAUAGCACAACGUAGCGUGUAAGCGUUUGUUACUGUGUUGUGUGCAAAAGAUCGGUUAGUUAUUUAAAGUUUUAGCUAAAUCAUAUAGGCACACAGAUACGUCGCGGCCAACGGGCAUUUGACGGAAACUUCUCUUUAAAUGAACAUAACGUUUUUCCAUAGUUCUUAAAACGUAUUUCUAAACGUGUUGCACAAAACGAGGUUGGAGGUGUGUUUGCCUAAAUGUUUCGGAUCUAAUCUGACGCCAGUGAUCAUCGUUGGAAUGCGUCUGAAGAAGGAUCAUCGCCAAACAAAGGAAACUUGUACAUAUACUUGGUGUUCUGGUUUAACUUCCAAUAUCCACUGUCUAUUUGUCCUUCUCUUGUGGUUCUCCUCUGUUUAACGCUCUGUUCGAACACGAUUAAUGUCGCCGUAUCUUCCCCUUUUGCAUCACAGCGCAAUGAUGGAUCGCAACACUAUCGACCGGCCGCUUCGACGCAGUACCGCCCGCAGCAGCAGAUACCUUCGGCACCGUCGCAAGGUUCCGGUUCGGACGAGGGUAUUCUUUCGACGCUUAGCAGCGGUUUCAACAGCUUAGUG
Messenger RNA from Anopheles moucheti, 2949 nucleotides. RefSeq names its product carboxypeptidase D. Gene Ontology annotation, biological process: proteolysis. The transcript is spliced from 5 exons. The record is from RefSeq and is a predicted model, not a curated record. Gene Ontology annotation, molecular function: metallocarboxypeptidase activity; zinc ion binding. Gene Ontology annotation, cellular component: cell surface. NCBI's taxonomy places the organism in Eukaryota, Metazoa, Arthropoda, Insecta, Diptera, Culicidae. Bases 467 to 2161 code for a protein of 564 amino acids.